AUUUAGCUAGUAGCUAUUCCAGAGAGACAACAAGCUUGUUUCCCAUUUGCUGCCUUUGAAAUCUAUACUCCGGUCGGUAACUACAUUGACCAUCCCUCACAUUUAUCUCACCCAUCUUGCUCUCCCAUAUAUUCCUUAAUAAUCCAAGUCAAGGUUCUCCUCUCUACGCCAUCAUCCACCUGAGAUAUCUAAACAAUGCACAACACGGCAGAGUCUAGUACUUUUCCAGAAGAGACCUCUUUUGAGGAUCUUAAGAAUUAUGACUGGGAACAGCUCCAGGAACGGUAUCUGGAUCUGAUGGAGAAACAUGGAGAAACCGAGGAACAAUUACAGGCUCAGAUUUCAGACUUGCUAGAGAUAUUUGCCGCUUGGUCUCGCGUUACUGUUGUUCGCGAUGAGACUCGGGCAUUCAAAAGGUUCAAAACACAAAUAGAGCAUGUGCAAAACUCGGAAGACACGUUAGAGCAAAAGAGAAAACACUAUGUUGCUGUCGUGAAGGCAUUCGAGAGUGCUCUUGCGCUGCUUAAUGGUCGCCUUAAACACUGAGUAAUUACUUCUUCAGCGGCCAAAUCCUGGCAACGAAAGCGUCUUUUGUUCUUGCCUCUGUCGUUUUUUCAAAUGUACUGUAUAUGACCAAGUGUGGGAUCAGUGAACAGCUAAUAUAAUUUACAACCUUAUCG
Molecule: messenger RNA, 680 nt
Organism: Aspergillus candidus
Lineage: Eukaryota; Fungi; Ascomycota; Eurotiomycetes; Eurotiales; Aspergillaceae
Exons: 4
Coding region: 196-546 (116 amino acids)
Source: RefSeq, a predicted model, not a curated record